AUGGCGGAGCAGGGGCUUCGGGGCAACAAAGGGACGACAAGAUUCAGUCCCAACACUCCCUUUACUCCCGAGAUAUUGACAUUUCCCUUGCCAGACAGAUUUAAGUAUCCUAGGAUCAAAGAAUAUGAUGGGACCACGGAUCCAAUCAAUCAUCUUAACAUAUACACAGACGUCAUGAAUCUACAGGUCGCACCAGAUCAGGUGAUGUGCAAGGCCUUCCCGCAAACUUUGACGAAUGCUGCUAGGGAUUGGUUUUCAACCUUAGAGCCCAACUCCAUAGCCUUAUUCUUGGAUUUGGCAGAUAAGUUCUCUGCUUUCUUCGCAAGCAGUAAACGCAUCAGGAAGACGGCGGCUUUCCUCAUGCAACUUAGACAAGGGCAAAAUGAGACCCUACGUGACUUCAUGACCAGGUUCAACAAGGAAAGACUUCAGAUUCCCGACGUACAUAUAACUGCAGUAGUUUCUGCCCUCACAUAUGCCAUAAAGUGUGAGGCUUUCAAGAUGUCUCUAUCCAAAACUUCGCCAAAGACAGUGACCGAGCUUCUUACCCGAGCCGAGAAGUACAUAAAUAUGGAGGAAACACUGAACCGAGAAAGGUUGGACCACCCCAUGACAAGGUCGAGCAUAAACGACAGCACGACCCGAACCCCCGUGAAGAACAACAUCGGAAAAAACAAAGACAGGAGGUUCCCCCGACGUCAUUCACGCGUUUAA
Olea europaea var. sylvestris is the source of this 714-nucleotide messenger RNA. RefSeq lists its product as uncharacterized. The record is from RefSeq and is a predicted model, not a curated record. Lineage: Eukaryota; Viridiplantae; Streptophyta; Magnoliopsida; Lamiales; Oleaceae. The coding region runs from base 1 to 714 and encodes 237 amino acids. The transcript has 2 exons.